Molecule: messenger RNA, 922 nt
Organism: Tarenaya hassleriana
Lineage: Eukaryota; Viridiplantae; Streptophyta; Magnoliopsida; Brassicales; Cleomaceae
Product: putative pre-16S rRNA nuclease
Exons: 7
Coding region: 260-772 (170 amino acids)
Biological process (GO): rRNA 5'-end processing
Source: RefSeq, a predicted model, not a curated record
CCGCCUGUCCGUCGGCGCCCGUCGCCUCUCUCUCUCUCUGCAUCUCUCGUCGUCGGCCGCCUCUCUCUCGGUGUGUUUCUUCGCCUGCGUCUUACUCUCCGCCGCUGGUCUUUUUCGUUGCCAUCGGCCUCUGAUCUCCCCCUCUUCGGUCACCUCGUCUGUGUGUUUGAUUUCUGUCGCCUGCGUCUUUUUCUCAGCCACCGGUCUGCUUACUCUUCUUCGCCUCUUCCGUGUGUCUGAUUUUGUUCAGCCACGAAAGAUGAAGUAUGUGAAGCCAUUGAGCUUAGCCGUUGGCAUUUCGAAGACAAAAACUUCAGUCCAAAGGCGGUUGCUCGGACUAGAUGUCGGUGAUAAAUAUGUAGGCUUGGCUAUUUCUGAUGCAUCGAAUAAGAAGGCGUUGCCUUUGAGUGUUCUCCUUAGAACAAAAACAAACAUUGACUUGAUGGCCACGGAUUUUCAGAACCUGAUUUCUAAGUUUUCUAUAUCCGGCUUAGUCGUGGGUUACCCAUUAGACAGACUAGGCAACAUAGAUGAUGGUGUGGGUAUGGAUACUUUCAUCGAGGAGCUUCAUAAAACUGGAAAACUCGAGGAUGUAAAGUAUUCAUAUUGGGACGAGCGACUAUCAUCAAAGGCCGUGGAAAUGUUGUUGGAGCCACUGAAUAUACAUCAAGUUAAAAAGAAGACAAUGUUGGAUAAGUGUGCUGCAGUUGGUAUACUCCAGGGCUAUCUAGAUUUUGUCAACAAGAAUAUAAUGAGGACGCCAAGCCAGUAGAAGUGUCACCAAGGAUUGGUCAUGUUGGUUUAUUAUAUAUACAUGUGUGUGUGAGAGAGAGAGAGGGUGGCAUAUAAUGUUGUAUUGAUGAAUGCUGUGGCAUGGAAGAAUGUGGUGUUGGAUUUGGAAGAUGUGUUUGGCGUUUAUGCU